AUGGAGUCCUCCCCGCUCCUCCCCAAGAUGCCCGCCCCUGCAAACAUCUGGGCAGCCUACAACAUCAACAGGUACCUCGUCGGCGUCGGCCUGCUUCUCGGCGUGGUAGUCCUUUGGACAGCAUCCAACUUUAUCACGGCGGGGCUGGAGACGGGAGACGAUGCUUACAACAAGCCCUUCUUAAUAACGUACUUUAACACGGCGUCCUUCACCGUCUACCUCAUUCCGACAAUGUGGAGACGGUAUAGAAACCGUAAUGUGCUUCAAGAUGAUGCCCACCCCACGCCCAGCGCUGGCUACCUCUCUCUACCCGCUUCGCCCUCCCACCGACGGAGCAUCUCGCUUCCCCGAUCCGGCGCCUUCCCACGCUCAAGAUCCGCCUCUCCUUCUGCCCGCCUCAUCCCCCUCCCCGACUCUCUCAACCCCGCUCACCCAUCAUUCGACCAAGAUCGCCCUCCUCUUCCUUCUGAAGAAGGCGUGACCGUUCAUGUCUUGCCGAAAUUGACGGUGAGAGAGACGGCAGAGAUUGCGGCUUGGUGGAGUGUUGUUUGGUUCGUGGCGAAUUGGGCGGUGAAUGCGAGUUUGGCAUGGACAAGUGUUGCGAGUGUCACCAUUUUGAGUAGUACAACAGGCUUCUUCACUCUGGCUCUUGGAAGAAUAUGCGGCGUCGAAUCAUUAACAACAACGAAACUCUUUGCCGUCCUUGCUUCCUUCCUCGGUGUCAUCCUCGUGACCCACUCCGACUCUACCAUCUCUCCCUCCUCCGACCCCAGCUUCCCUCUUCCCAUCGACAAACCCACCCACCCAAUCUUUGGCGACGUCCUAGCCCUGACAUCAGCCGCCUUUUACGCCAUCUAUGUCAUCUUGCUCAAAGUCCGCGUCGUCGACGAAGAACGCGCCGACAUGCAACUCAUGCUCGGUUUCGCCGGUCUAUUCAACACAAUCUUCCUCAUCCCCAUCUUUCCCAUCCUCCACUACACCUCCAUCGAGCCCUUCCAGCUCCCCCCCUCCCCCUCCGCCUGGCUCAUCUGCCUCAUCAACUUCUUCAUCACCCUCUCCUCCGACUACCUCUACGUCCUCGCCAUGCUCAAAACGACGCCCACCCUCGUCACCGUCGGUCUCUCGCUCACCAUCCCCCUAGCGCUUGUGGGGGAGGUGGUGUUGCCCGUGGCGGGGAUGGGGGUGACGGGGUGGAGUGUGGCGGGCGCGGGGAUGGUUUGUUGUGGGUUUGCGGGGCUGGGGUGGCAGGAGUAUGUGAAGAAUGCGGAAGGGGAGGGAGGGGUUGUGGUCGUUGCGGAGGAUGGGGAUGAUGGGGAGCGAGUAUGA
Cryptococcus wingfieldii CBS 7118 is the source of this 1326-nucleotide messenger RNA. Its product is annotated as solute carrier family 35, member F5. The record is from RefSeq and is a predicted model, not a curated record. Gene Ontology annotation, biological process: transmembrane transport; regulation of peptide transport. NCBI's taxonomy places the organism in Eukaryota, Fungi, Basidiomycota, Tremellomycetes, Tremellales, Cryptococcaceae. The coding region runs from base 1 to 1326 and encodes 441 amino acids. Gene Ontology annotation, molecular function: transmembrane transporter activity. Gene Ontology annotation, cellular component: membrane. The transcript has 5 exons.